AUGGCGGGCGCUGUCUUUUCGCCAUUGAACAUACACCAGGAUUCAACUGCAUUAGCUGCACAAUACAAACUAAUUGAAGCUAAAGUCAUAUUCAUCGAUAAUCAGUUCCUCAAUCUCGUCAUUGAAGCCUUCGAGAUCCUCGUCAAAACAUGCACCGAUUUCGAGUUUCCUCUUGUCGUUUUAAUGUUAGAGACUGAUCCAUAUGCUAAAACAGCCGCCGAUGAUAAUCAGUUUUUGGGUUACAAAACUUAUGAUUCGCUUCUCAACGUGGAAAACAAUUCUGGGUUUGAGAUUUUAAGGCCACAGGGUGAAUUUGAUCCGAUUUCCAUUGUGUUUACUUCAGGCACGACGGGGGAACCAAAAGCAGUGGUUCAUAGUCAUAGAGGAGCUUACUUAGCAACCGAAAUGAAAGCCAUGCCGAUUUAUUUAUGGACAGUCCCGAUGUACCACUGUAAUGGGUGGUGUUUCACUUGGUCAACCGCCUCACUCGGUGGCACUAACAUUUGCCUUAGAACAUACGACGCCAAGUUCAUAUUCGACGCCAUUGUUGAAUACAACGUCACCAACCUCGGUGGUGCAACGCCCGUUCUUAGCUUAAUCGCUAAUGCGAACCAGAACCCACUUCCAUUCAAGGUUAAUAUAAUGACCGGCGGUGCUCCACCACUGCCACAGGUGGUUUUAAAGAUCGAAGAGCUUGGGUUAAUUCUUACUCACUCGUAUGGGAUGUCGGAAAUGUUAGGACCUGGAACUGUGUAUCCAUGGCGGCCUGAAUAUGGCUCUUUGUCCCUUCAACAACAAGCCAAAACCAAAGCUCUUCAUGGUUUGAACCAUAUGUUAAUGGAAGCUGUUGAUGUUAAAGAUCCGGUGACAAUGGAAAGUGUUUCCUUUGAUGGCUCACUUUAG
Molecule: messenger RNA, 903 nt
Organism: Gossypium arboreum
Lineage: Eukaryota; Viridiplantae; Streptophyta; Magnoliopsida; Malvales; Malvaceae
Product: isovalerate--CoA ligase AAE2-like
Exons: 1
Coding region: 1-903 (300 amino acids)
Source: RefSeq, a predicted model, not a curated record